Molecule: messenger RNA, 546 nt
Organism: Amblyraja radiata (thorny skate)
Lineage: Eukaryota; Metazoa; Chordata; Chondrichthyes; Rajiformes; Rajidae
Gene: uqcrh
Product: ubiquinol-cytochrome c reductase hinge protein
Exons: 4
Coding region: 86-355 (89 amino acids)
Biological process (GO): mitochondrial electron transport, ubiquinol to cytochrome c
Cellular component (GO): respiratory chain complex III
Source: RefSeq, a predicted model, not a curated record
GAGCGCGAUCAUCCGGGGGCCUUGAAGGAGGUCGGCGGUGCGGGCACGUUGCGCAGGCGCAGUGGCGUUGCCGAGGGUCGGAGCCAUGGGUGUGGAGAACAGAGAGAUGGUGAACAACGGAGAGCCCGAGGAGGAAGAGGAGGAGGAGGAAGAUGUGGUGGAUCCUAUGAUAGACAUCAGAGAGCAAUGUGAGCAGAAUGAAAAGUGUAUGCAACUGCGGUCACGCCUGGACGAGUGCACAGACCGAGUGAACUCGAGAUCGCAAACAGAAGAGACAUGCACCGAGGAGCUGUUUGACUUCCUGCAUGCCCGUGACCACUGUGUGGCUGAAAAAAUCUUCAGUAAGUUGAAGUGAAAUCCAAUUCCGAAGAAAGUGCUGGGAUUCGUACUAGUUGUGAAUUGAGUUUAUUCACUGAUUUCUGAUUGUAUAUACAGCAUAAUAAUCUUGUGGUCCACUGCACAGUGAUUCGGGUAUUGCUUUUAUGUAUUUACAAUUGAGUUUGGUGCCACCAACUGUUGGUCGUUAAUAAAUUUAUUGAACUUGAA